Molecule: messenger RNA, 363 nt
Organism: Eptesicus fuscus (big brown bat)
Lineage: Eukaryota; Metazoa; Chordata; Mammalia; Chiroptera; Vespertilionidae
Gene: S100Z
Product: S100 calcium binding protein Z
Cellular component (GO): cytoplasm
Molecular function (GO): calcium ion binding
Source: RefSeq, a predicted model, not a curated record
AUGGACGUGUCCGUGUUUCCCCACCUGAGUUUGGCGGCCUGCACCGGCAGCGUCAGUGCUGCUGCCAACCUGCCCACCCGGCUGGCGAGGGCCACGGACACCAUGAUUAGGAUCUUCCACCGCUACUCCUGCCAGGAAGGGGACAGAUUCAGGGUCAACAAGGGGGUGAAGAUGCUGCUGCAGAGAGAGCUCACGGAUUUUUUGUGCCAAAAGGACCCUCAGUUGAUUGAUAAGCUAAUGCAGGACCUGGACGCCAAUAAGGACAAGGAAGUGGAUUUUAAUGAAUUUGUGGUCAGGGUGGCAGCCCUGACAGUUGCUUGUAAUGAUUACUUUGUAGAACAACUGAAGAAGAAAGGAAAGUAG